Molecule: messenger RNA, 2151 nt
Organism: Seriola aureovittata
Lineage: Eukaryota; Metazoa; Chordata; Actinopteri; Carangiformes; Carangidae
Product: actin-binding protein WASF3-like
Exons: 7
Coding region: 1-1404 (467 amino acids)
Biological process (GO): actin cytoskeleton organization; positive regulation of Arp2/3 complex-mediated actin nucleation
Cellular component (GO): cytoskeleton; SCAR complex
Molecular function (GO): Arp2/3 complex binding; protein kinase A regulatory subunit binding; actin binding
Source: RefSeq, a predicted model, not a curated record
AUGUUAAAACAGAUUUAUUGUUUCCUCCUCUAUGCUAUUUUUUUUUACCUUACAAUUUUUGAAACAUUUUUAUAUUUAUUAACAGCUUUCUUCCUUCCUCUCCUUUUCAUUUUUGCUCUGGUUGCAGGUAAACAUGCAGAAAAUGUGUUUGGGGAGCUUUUUAAUGAAGCCAACACCUUUUAUGUGCGUGCAAACUCUCUCCAGGACCGUAUCGACCGCUUGGCCGUCAAGGUCACCCAGCUGGACUCCAGCGUGGAGGAGGUCUCUCUUCGGGACAUAAACAUGAGGAAGGCGUUCAAAAGCUCUACUGUCCAGGAUCAGCAGGCUUUGUCCAAGGGCAGCACGCCGAAUUCUGUGGCUGACAUGUACAACAGCAGUGACAGGCCUCCUCCCCUCAGCACCCUCACUGCCUACAGAGACGAUUCCACUGACGCGAUGAAAUUCUACUCAGACCCAUCGUACUUUUUUGACUUGUGGAAGGAGAAAAUGCUUCAGGACACGGAGGACAAGAGGAAAGAAAGGAGGAGGCAAAGGGAGCAGAAGCGAUGUGUGGAGAGCAGCACCCUUCAGCGUGAGGUAAAGAAGGUGAGAAAGGCUCGAAACCGCAGGCAAGAGUGGAACAUGAUGGCAUUUGAUAAAGAGCUUCGUCCAGACCACCGCCAUCCGCAGACUCUCAGGCGAGGGGCAUCAUCCGAGGGCUCCCUCUCCCCAGAUGGCAGGCCUGACCUCCCAGACUACCCCAUCCCUCCACUGCCUGCUCACGCUGCUUGUAACUAUGCCAAGUCUCAUGAUUACGUCCCUGGGAACGCACACCCCUCACCACCUGUGGAGCAUGAAUACCACAGCAUUGAUGUAAACUACAAGAGAGUAACCUAUGCCACAGCAGAGUCUCACACUGCAGACCGAAUGAACUGUUCAAUACGUCCACCUGCAGAUUACAACUCUGUCCCUGUACCUCCUGCCCCCGGCCCCCCCAUCCCGUCAGCACAAACAGCAUUUGGUUUUCCUCUGGGUGCACUACCACCAACACUACAUAAUGGAGUUUUGCACGUAGGACCAGGCUACCCACUCCCACCUGUGCCUCCUCCAGGACCUCGCAUUAUGCCUCCUCCCCCAGGUCCGCCACCUCCACCUCUCCCUCCCCCGCCUGCACCCUCACACCUACCAGGACACAGUGAAGACAGCAGAGCUGAGACUAAACCUGUGAGAGAUGCGAGGAGUGACCUGCUGUCUGCCAUCCGCAUGGGCAUCCAGCUAAAGAAAGUCCAAGAGCAGCAGGAGCAGCAGAACAAACGGGAGCCGGUGGGGAACGACGUGGCCACCAUCUUGUCCAGACGCAUUGCUGUGGAGUACAGCGACUCUGAUGACGACUCUGAGCUGGACGGAAACGAGUGGUCAGACUGACCAAAAACAACAUGUAGCAAAUGGUGAAUGUUUUGAUUUAUUAGAGCUUCAGUGCAAAUUAAGCAAAUUUGUGAAUCACUCUUUGGCUCCAUCUUGUGGGCUCUACCAAGCCACUGCUGCCAGUACUAUUAAUUUCCUCUUGUACUAUUAAAACUGUGCUGCCACAUUAAUUUUUCAUCAGGUAAAUGUAUACAUGUGCAUCUUGUACAGCUUUCAAAACCGGAUUAAUUGUAUUAUAAAUAAAUGUUUAGUUUUCUACCACUGAUGAAAUGUGAGCUAUCAUUAAAGUUAUUAGUAACUCCUGUGCUUUUCCUAAUAACCCAAAAUGUCUUCAGAAAAAGGCAUAUUAUUCAUGAAUGAUAUAAAAUAAAAUUUGGUAUUUAUAUUGAUCAUUUUAUGGAAUUACAUAUUCCUGAUAAUAUUUUGAACUAUAUGUACCCCUCCCUAUAUUAUGUGAGUGUUUCAUGAAUAAUUCUAUUAGAUAGCUAUAUUGUCAUUUCUACCUCAAGUUGUGACAUUUCACUGUCCCACAGUAUGUGUAUUCGGGAAUAAUUUUGUUCUGCCAUUAAAUUAUUUUUUGUCAUGUCUCUGAAAGUUUUGACAUAUAAUUAAAUUUCUUUAAUAUUAGCCAGAUAAUUGUGUUAUUAGUGUCUCCUCCUUUACCAACUUUUAUCUUUUUGUUCAUUCUCCUUAUCUUCAUUUUUAACAUAAACUCUCUUAGACACUGGACACCAAAAUCUUCUAUAG